CAGUCUAGGUUGGAAACCAUUUAUUGUUAAAGCAUUAUCAAAAUGCACAAUCUAACAUAUGUCUCAGAAUUCCAUCUCAUGUGCUUCUCAGAUGACCCAGAACUGCAGUUGGUCCACUUUGGCCUGUUCCUGUCCAUGUACCUGGUCACCGUUCUGGGAAACUUGCUCCUCAUCCUGGCCGUCAGCUCUGACCCCCACCUGCACACCCCCAUGUACUUCUUUCUCUCCAGCCUGUCCUUGGUUGACAUCUGCUUCACCUCCACCACGGUCCCUAAGAUGAUUUCGGGCAUCCUAACUCACAGCAGAGUCAUCUCCUAUGUGGGCUGCCUGACACAGAUGUCUCUGUUUAUGCUUUUUGCCUGUAUGGAUGACAUGCUCUUGACUGUGAUGGCCUAUGACCGCUUUGUGGCCAUCUGCCACCCCCUGCAUUAUGCUGUAACUGUGAGCGCACACCGCUGUGCCUUAUUACUUUUGGCAUCUGUCUUUCUUAGCCUUGUGGAGUCCCAGCUGCAUAAUUCAAUUGUUUCACUGUCUACCUGCUUCAAGCAUAUGGAAAUUGCUAAUUUCUUCUGUGACCCUUCUCAACUGCUCAACCUUUCAUGUUCUGAUCCUCUACUGAAAACCAUAGUCACACAUAUUGGUGGUGUCAUCUUUGGCUUUUUUCCCAUCUUGGGGAUCUUUUUCUCUUACUAUAAAAUUAUUUCCUCUGUUCUAAAAAUACCAUCAUCCGAGGGGAGGUACAAAGCCUUUUCUACCUGCAGCUCUCAUCUCUCAGCUGUUUGCUUGUUUUAUGGAACAGGCCUUGGGACAUACCUUGGUUCAGAUGUGUCCUAUUCUUCCAGAAAGGGUAUGGUGGCCUCCCUGAUGUACACUGUGGUCACCCCUAUGCUGAAUCCCUUCAUCUACAGCCUGAGGAACAGGGACAUCACUUGCACUCUGAAGAGGUUUCUCAGCUGUAGAGUGUAA
This is a messenger RNA of Cavia porcellus (domestic guinea pig), 966 nucleotides long. Its product is annotated as olfactory receptor 7E24-like. Gene Ontology annotation, molecular function: olfactory receptor activity; G protein-coupled receptor activity. NCBI's taxonomy places the organism in Eukaryota, Metazoa, Chordata, Mammalia, Rodentia, Caviidae. Gene Ontology annotation, cellular component: plasma membrane. The coding region runs from base 43 to 966 and encodes 307 amino acids. The transcript is spliced from 2 exons. Gene Ontology annotation, biological process: G protein-coupled receptor signaling pathway. The record is from RefSeq and is a predicted model, not a curated record.